UCCUGCAGCUCGGUGGCUGGGACAGCUGUGGGGCAGAAAAUAUAAUUGCUUGCUGAGAACUUGUGUAAAACCUCUGAGUUUGCAAGAAACAGGGAAUGCUGCUCAGGGCUAAGGAAUUAAAGACCAAUCGCAGUAAAAUGGAAACCAAUGUAAAAGCUGUGAUUUUUAGAUUUUAGUAUUUUUUAUGUAAAUUAAGACUAGAGCUGCUGGUGCUUUUUCAGAUCCAAAGCUCUGCACACAGCUCUGGACAACAGCCUUUGCUGAGUUUCUGUAGCCCUCAUGCUUUUGCAGGUAAGUUUGAAAAAGUAGAAUGUGUGUCUCAAAAUCCAGGGGACUAAAGACUAGAGCUCUGAAUUAGUUUAUUUUAAGGCAAAACACUGUGUGUUUGGUUUUUUUUCCUGUUUUUUCUUGACUGGAGCAUUGCUGCUAGAGCAGAUGAUGACUCCUGCCUCCUCCAUGUUCUUGACAUUCACUCUUCGCUGUGCGAAACAUCUGCUGUCUUUUUUGGGAAGGUACUGAAUUCCAGUUCACCCUCAUGUGGUGAGCAGUUCAUCUGAAAUAAGUGAUGUAUUCCAGGGAAAAAGUUGUCAUUGCUCUUUUCCCGGCAUCCUAGCAUAGGCCUUUGAACAAAACAGGCUGAUUAUUCACAUUUAGCUUUGUUGCAUGCCAGGCUGCAGCAUGUGAUUGCUCACUGCGCUUCCUCAUGCAGAGGAAAGAUACAGAAUGUCUCACAAGUAACUCACAGUCUCAACGCUGAGCUUCCUCGCAGGCAGUUAAUGGGUUUGGGGUUGCUCUCUGUCAGAUCAGCCUCUUCGACACCGUGACUUUUCCGCCAGUUGGAGUUGGAUCCAAGUGUCAGGCAGGGGUGGGAACCGCUAACCUCAGGAAACUCGCAGGAAAAUAAACCCGAGCAAGCGCUUCCAAGUGUCUUGCUGAAACCCGCACAAAGCCACUGGCUGUUUAUUACUGUGUGUUGCAGCCUGUCAUGGUUUUUACUUUCGAUCCCCAUUUUUUCAUGUGGCAGUCAUAUUUAUGUUUAGCCUGGAGCUCUCCCAUAAAUAGGGAAUUAAGCUUCAGUUGUUAAGGGAUGACUUGUCAUAACCCUAUCACAUGCCCUGCUGAAAUACCUCCAUGUAAAAGGGAAAUGGUUACAUGUUAUGUCCUCUUUCUCUGCAUUGGACACAUCUGGGCUGCUUGUCACUAAAAUAACCUUGAAAAGAAGCUUACUUGGAGGGAACCAGGCAAGUUCCUGGACCACCUCCUCUUUCCCAUCCUAACAGUAGCCAAGCUCAUACCAUGUAUUUAUGUAAAUGACACUAAGGAUUGUUAAUAAAAUGUUUAUUUGGUCUACAAAUAAAAUGUCUAUUUGGUCUACACUGUGCCCUGGUCAUCUGUCUUAGUAGCUCCCCUGGACACUGCUAUUUGCACAAUCCAGCGGUUACUCUGAGAGCAAAUGAAUCACUUUUCUGCCAAAGCACUGACCUCCUGUGAUUGAUUGACCUGGCGAACAGCCCUCUGCUGACAACGGGCUAUAAAAAAGGGACUUCUGAGUAAAUGAGUGUUGUUAGACUCUGACCUGCUUGGAGCCAUGCGGGUGAUGCUGUUGGCUGUGCUUUAUGUCCCGUUAACCCUGGCCCUGGAACGAAUCCCCCUCAUUCGAUUCAAAUCUAUCAAGAAACAGCUGAAAGAAAAGGGAGAAUUAGAGGAGUUUUGGAGGAAUCACCACCCUGACAUUUUUGCCCGGAGGUACCUGCAUUGCUUCCCUGCAGAUAUUGCUUUAUCAGUUGGAACUGCUUCAGAAAGGCUGUAUGAUUACAUGAAUGCACAGUACUAUGGAGUUGUGAGUGUCGGCACACCGCCCCAGAAGUUCACCGUCGUGUUUGACACCGGCUCCUCCAACUUUUGGGUCCCUUCUGCUUAUUGUAUCAGCGAAGCAUGCAGGGUGCACCAGAAAUUUAAGUCCUUUCUGUCAGAUUCGUACGAGCACGGUGGGGAAGCCUUCUCCUUGCAGUAUGGCACGGGACAGCUUCUGGGCAUUGCUGGCAAAGACACGCUGCAGAUCAGUAACAUCUCCAUCAAGGGCCAGGACUUUGGCGAGUCAGUGUUUGAGCCAGGAACAACCUUCGCCCUUGCCCAUUUUGAUGGUGUGCUGGGCUUGGGAUACCCCUCCUUGAUAGUAGGCAAUGCUCUGCCUGUGUUUGACAGCAUCAUGAACCAGCAGCUGGUAGAGGAGCCGGUCUUCUCUUUCUAUCUGAAAAGAGGAGACGACACUGAGAAUGGUGGUGAGUUGAUUCUGGGGGGGAUAGACCAUUCUCUCUACAAAGGUUCAAUCCACUGGGUUCCAGUCACCGAGAAAAGCUAUUGGCAAAUACACGUGAACAAUAUAAAGAUCCAGGGCCGGGUGGCAUUUUGCUCCCACGGCUGUGAAGCCAUCGUUGACUCAGGCACUUCUCUUAUCACGGGCCCCUCUUCACAAAUCAGGCGAUUACAGGAGUAUAUUGGGGCAAGUCCAUCACGUACUGGAGAGUUUCUUGUAGACUGCAGAAGACUGUCCAGUUUGCCUCACAUAAGCUUCACGAUUGGACACCAUGAGUACAAGCUGACAGCAGAGCAGUACAUCAUAAAGGAGUCUAUUGAAGACCAAACCUUCUGCAUGAGCGGCUUUCAGUCUCUUGACAUCCCGACUCGCAAUGGUCUGCUCUGGAUUUUAGGAGACGUCUUUAUGUCUGCGUUUUACUGCAUUUUUGACCGUGGGAAUGACAGAGUGGGAUUUGCAAAAGCUGCUCAUAGGAAGGAUUACGACUGAGUCCUUAUAGCGUUUAUUCUGCCUUAACCUAAAUGUUAAUGUAAUGAUCUUCAACACAAGCGUGAAGAAGGGCUUUAACUGAAACUCUGGACCUAAAUGCGGUUGUGCUGUCCCCCACCAGGUUUUAAGGGCUUUGAUGUGAUACUUGUCCCAAAUUACACAGCUUGGUUCAAUCUCCGUGUGUUUACAUCUCAGAAACUAUUUUUCCUAAACAACUGACGGACAUCACAGCUCUCAGGGUGAAGUGCAAACAGCUCAGCACUCAGGUCUGCAAAAGAGCAGGAAGGAUAAAAUAGGCUGAACAGUGCCAGGCUGACAAGAUAGCAGUUAUGAGCAGGGGAAACUAACCCCAGUCUGGGCUGCUCUGGGUGUUCUUUUUUAUUCUUGUGUGCUAGUUUCUCACUGCUUUCCUUUUCCUCAUUAUUUUCCAUGGCUAGUCCUUUGUCCAUCCUUGUUUCCUUAGUACCAUGGAAAUUCUUUUUAUACUGGCUUGUUCCAACCAGUUUAUAUAAAGGGGAAUUUGACUGAUGUCUGUAUGACCACUAAUGUCCACUACUGUUACUUGCACACCAUUUCCUCCUCCUUACGCCAUCUCUCAAAUUUGCUUUUUCCCUUGGGUUCAUUCUCACUUGUCACUUUCCUAUUCCUCUUUUGGGUCUCAGCAUUCAAUGCCUAUUUCUUAGGUCAGAUGCUGCUUUUAGUAGCUGACACCUCUGUCCCUUGGCGGUGUGGGCAGCUGGGAGCAGCAUCUAUAUGCGUUACUAAACCCAGACCACAACCCUUGCAAUGGGAGGUACAAAGGGGUACCGAUGCAUCCUCCCCACCUCAGAUGAGUUACAGGAUCAAUGCACCAGCACUUGACAUUUACUGUCUCUUGCUCAGCCACUUCUUGUCACCAGUGGCAGCUGCUUCAGCACUGGCAGAGGUGUGAAACAGCCAUAGGUAGCUGUGCUCAUUUGGCAAAAGAAGAUUUACCAAAAUUACACCCGUAGGAGUAUGUGGAUUGUUAGAAGAGAUACUGCCCCUGUACAUGUGAAUAAAACUUAACCAAAUAAAAUCUGCUUUGGU
This is a messenger RNA of Pezoporus flaviventris, 3874 nucleotides long. Its product is annotated as cathepsin E-A-like. The transcript has 9 exons. NCBI's taxonomy places the organism in Eukaryota, Metazoa, Chordata, Aves, Psittaciformes, Psittacidae. Gene Ontology annotation, biological process: proteolysis. The record is from RefSeq and is a predicted model, not a curated record. Gene Ontology annotation, molecular function: aspartic-type endopeptidase activity. Bases 1589 to 2806 code for a protein of 405 amino acids.